UGCUGUGAGUCUGUUGACUCAACGUGUCGUUACGUUUCGCUGCGUGAGGGAGUUUCCAUGUUUGAGCAACACUGAUCUCUACUGUUGUUCUUGUGUGGACCGGUGUCCUCCUGUUAAAGCGUCUGUUCAGAUGGACUCCUCCAGUUUUCUUUACGAUGUCCCUCCGGUUACCGUGGAAAGACUGUGUAAGAUCAUGGACAGCGGAGACGACAGCCUCGGGUGGCGGGGACUAGCUGUCCGAAUCGCUCCCAGCUGGUUAGAGGUUCGCAAGUUGGAGCGCACAGAGGCGGCAGGUCGGAGUCCCACCAGGGAGCUGCUGUGGUCCUGGGCCCAGCAGAAUUCUAGAGUGCACGACCUGUGUAAGGUGCUGGAGGACAUGGGCCACCACAGGGCCCUGCAGCUCUUCCAUAGUCCACCCCAAGAGUCGUCUUUGCCCUCCAGCAAUCACCAUGCAGAGUCUGCAGGGCAGGUCUCAGCAGCUAAAGAGAAGGAAUCCUUCAAACUAGAGGCAAGUUCUCCAUUAAAGUCUGUGAGGUCUGUUGAAGAAAACCAGUCUUCCAUCAUCACGUUCCAAGACAUCAAAGAAGGAACCAGGGAUUUUCAUCAAAAAAUGAGAAUUUCAGAAGGCCAGUUUUGUAAUGUCUACAGAGCACAGCUGGGAAAUAAAAUGUUUGCAGUAAAGGUUUUUAAACAGACAAAUAAGGCAUCCUGGAGGAAGCUAUGGGAAAUGUUCAGAAAAGAAAUGGAAAUUCAUCAUUUGUAUCAGCAUCCACAUAUAGUGGACUUGUUGGGCUGUUUUUCUGAAGAGGACCACUACUGCCUGGUCUACCCCUACUUCCCCAACGGAUCACUAUUCCACAGACUUCACCAUCAGGAUGGAGAGCCCCCUCUGUCCUGGCAAGAACGUCUCGACAUUAUCAAAGGAAUCGCAAAGGCCUUGCAUCACCUCCAUACGGCCCAGCCCUGCCCAGUCAUCUGUGGCAACAUCUCCAGUGCUAACAUACUCUUUGACGAUGCUCUCCAGCCCAAGCUGUGUGAUUUUGGGUUGGCUCGUCUGCGCCCUCAUUCAGUCAGCCAUUACUGUACCAUCACUCUUGAUACGAGUUCCCACAGCAACCUGGGAUACCUCCCUGAGGAGUACAUCCGAGAUGGCAAACUGUCCUUCAGCCUGGAUGUUUACAGCUUUGGAAUGGUCGUAAUGGAAACAGUAACAGGACGGAAGGUCAUAGACGAUGUACCUAAACAAACACUGCUGAGAGAUUUGCUCAUCACUGAGGUGGAGGACAGCGGUGGUGUGGACUCCUGUCUGCAGUUUUUGGAUGAGACGGCCGGUCGGUGGCCGACUGCCAUGGCCCUCAGACUUCUGCGUCUGGCCUUGGACUGCACUGCUAGCCGCCACCGCAGCAGACCAAGCAUGGAGAAGGUACUUCUGUCACUGAGCGAGCUGCUUCCUCCACCUUGCCCCCCUGUCGACCAACCCCACAGCCUGGAUGAUGGAGCUGCUAGUUGUGCCCAGCAGAGCCCCCUGUUGUCCAUACCUGUGGAGCACGAUGAGCAGGAUAGCCCCCCAGGGUUUCCAACAAGGGAAGGGCCGAGUGAAUACAGCCAGUCUGAGGUGACAUAUCUGAGUGACAUUGCGGGUGCUCAUGGUGAGGCGGCAGUAAACCUCUACAGCAGUUGGCCUGUGCAGUGCAGCUGUGCGGCUGAAACAAGUGGUUUAGCCUGUGAGGACUGCAGGGCCAAUGGCUUCACCAACAAUAACAUGGACUAUCCUCAGACAGACGUCACUGUAGUGGAAAACCCAGCCAAGGAGAGACUGAGGAACAAACUGAGUCUUUAUAACAAAGAGCAGAUUCACACAGAGGAACUGUUCUCUGAUGCGGGGCUACCGUAGAGAACACAGUACCUGUUACUGUCCUGACAGCAGGUCAUUUUUGCAAGCUUCUGUGUGUGUAUGAUGUCUGUUUGUUACUGUAGGAUCCCUGUUAGCUACUGUAUCACAGCAGAUUCCUCCUGGGGUCCAUCACAUCACACUAUAACACCCGACAGAGCAUAUGAGCCGAGUGGAGCGGUGACAGUUCAAAUCUGCUCGCUCUCGUUCACGCUCCACUCUGAUUACAUGCUCUGACACCUGAAAAUGUUCUCAUUCACAUAGUAAUUAUUAAAACAUGCAAAUAACAUGGCUUUAGUACAAAUACUUGAGGAUUACCAUAGAUAAGCUACCAUAGAAUAGAAAUAGUGUUUAAAUAGUACAGUACUGUAGAAGUAAUUGUAGCAUGGUAAUCAGUUAAGCCCUAAUACAUUGUUAUUAUUAUUAUUAUUGCUAUUAUUACCAUUGUAGGACUGUUAUUCUCAUCAACUGUAUAUAAAAGAUGGAUAAACCCUCCAUAACGUCACCCACUGGUUUUCUGCAGAGCGGUUUGGAACCUCAAGUCUGGCUGCUGUUGUCUCGGUAGCGCUUCACUCCACCCAUCUCCAGCUAAUCCAAAAAUGGGCAAAGAGGUGGAGCGUGAGUGGAGCUUGCUAGACAGCUAGUGGCUAGCCACCAGUAGUGGGACCCACCC
Monopterus albus (swamp eel) is the source of this 2564-nucleotide messenger RNA. RefSeq names its product interleukin-1 receptor-associated kinase 3 (gene irak3). The transcript is spliced from 13 exons. The record is from RefSeq and is a predicted model, not a curated record. The coding region runs from base 131 to 1894 and encodes 587 amino acids. Gene Ontology annotation, biological process: protein phosphorylation; signal transduction. NCBI's taxonomy places the organism in Eukaryota, Metazoa, Chordata, Actinopteri, Synbranchiformes, Synbranchidae. Gene Ontology annotation, cellular component: plasma membrane. Gene Ontology annotation, molecular function: protein binding; ATP binding; protein kinase activity.